This is a messenger RNA of Aplysia californica (California sea hare), 2089 nucleotides long. Its product is annotated as protein odr-4 homolog. The record is from RefSeq and is a predicted model, not a curated record. The transcript has 11 exons. Gene Ontology annotation, biological process: intracellular protein localization. The coding region runs from base 105 to 1499 and encodes 464 amino acids. NCBI's taxonomy places the organism in Eukaryota, Metazoa, Mollusca, Gastropoda, Aplysiida, Aplysiidae. Gene Ontology annotation, cellular component: endomembrane system.
CAGACAAUUUACAGCAACAUUCGGCAACUCAUGAACAGCUGUAGAGGAACUGCGAUUGACUUUUCUCUUAACAGCUGGACUCAUCGUAGAACAAACUCUCAAACAUGGGUAGAUCAAUUAUUGCAGACGAAUCUGUGCAAAAAUACAUUGAAAAGCUUGCAAAGGAGAAUAAAUGGUUUAUUGGCGUUAUAAUUGGACAGCUCACAUCACAAAGAGACUACGUGGUGCACCUCGCACGUACCCCUGACCCCGUGGAGGAUGAGGUGAGUGAGGAGAACGGUGAGGAAGAUGGCGGAGAUGGUGUAGUCAACGUGAGGCAGAAGUCUGUCGUAGAGAGACCCGCGUCUCUAGAGGAACUGGACGAGAAGUGGGUGUCAACCCAUGCCAAACAGGUGUCCAGAAUGCUGCCAGGCGGAUUGUCAGUCGUCGGUCUGUUUGCCAUCGCUCCCCCAGCCAUGCUGAAAGCUGCCCAGACAAAGCUCAGACAGAUGAUGUCCUCUGUGUACAAACAACUGUCGAAGACGUCGCUCACAUCCCCCGCGGCCGAGAUCACAGACAGGAUUCUCUUACAGAUGGAUACCUCCACCAAAAAACUGACCUGUGUAACUGUGGACAUUGCUGACUUCAAGAGCGCCCCGAGACCCGCCGAGUGGAAGUUCCAGUCCGGGGGCAGCAAGUGGGUGCGCCUCAACUCCAACAUCAACCUGGACAUCCCCAUCACCGUGCCACAAGACAGCAAGGCGCAGUCACUGUUGAAGCAAAUACAGGUUGGUCUGGCAGACUUUGGCUCAUGGAUACAGACGAGCGUGGUGACGGUGGGCGGGGCUGUGCGGGCCGGCUCAGAGCCUCUGGUGGCGCAGGGAGAGAAGAAAGGGAAAGGCAAGGGCAGCGCAGCCAGUCAGGACGAGUGCACGUCGUUCGAUGUCGGUAUUUUCCUGCCCUUUGUGACCUCGGAGGUGCCCCAGGACCCGGUGGUUGGCCAAUCACAGGCCACGAUCAACAUGGUGGGCACGUCGGUGGUCCGGGCGUUUGUGUCUGCGCGGGCGACUGUGGCCGACGCUAUAGAGGCUGUGAAGACUGACGUUCUGCGUAGCAUCAUGGCUCGCUGCGAGCUUCUGUGCGAAGAGUUUGACGUGGCGGAGGUCACCCAAGGUCGCAGCGAGGUCUACGACCCGCCCGUGCGUCUGUUCUGCCGUCUGCCGCACACAGCUGUGCAGGUGUGUGACUACGUGUUCCAGGACGAGAAGACAGAGGAGGUGAAGGGACGAAUACAGGAGCUGUUGGACAUCCAGGUGGAGGAGUUGGAGGAGGCGGAGAAAAGUGCUGCGGAUGACGACACGUGGAGCCAGCCGUCCCUGCCAGGAGUGGUCAGCUCACAGUCGCAAGUCGCAGAACUGACGGAGAAGAAAAGUUCUGUCCGGGCCUAUCUCGGUGCGGCAGUCGGUGGUGCGGUGGCAGCUAUCGCAGCCGGUAUCUCCUACAUCUACCUCAACGAAUGAGACCCACGACCUCGCCCUGAUAGAUCCUCGUCGCGGUCUACAUCUACCAGAUUUGACUCGGAUAAUUCGUCUGUCAUGCACAUAGCGAAAUUGGCACGAAGCGAAAAUCUUUUCGUUUGUACGCAAGUUUCAUGAGUACAUUUUAUGUUUCUAUACAAUGAUAUAAUAUAUGAAAGUAAAACUUUAUGAUCUGAAAGUCUGUUCGCUAUGUGUGCAUAUUUUGCUAUGUGUGUGAUAGACUGUAUAAAUGUCCCAUCGUGAUAGAUUCAGGUGCUCGUCCAUUUUUGGGCAUAUGGAGUUAUUUGCUUCAUUUUAAAGCUUUUUUAUUUGUCUUGCUUUCGAUGAAAAAAAUACCCAUCUAUCUUGAAUUGGGGUCGCGAUAUUUCAGCUUGAAGAAAGUGGGGUCACCUGAUUUCAGAGGUAAAUUUAUCGAGAAAAUGGAAGCCAAAGUUUGGUAACUUUCAUAGCUUGAGAGUCCCUGGAAAAUGAAAUUUUACAUUUGUUAGACCUUUAAUCAACGUAUUUCAAUCAAAUCCAGACAGAAAUUGGUUUUGAAAUAGACAUAAAAGGUGUUGAGGUAAAAACAAAAA